Ornithodoros turicata is the source of this 858-nucleotide messenger RNA. Its product is annotated as zinc finger protein 665-like. The transcript has a single exon. The record is from RefSeq and is a predicted model, not a curated record. Gene Ontology annotation, biological process: regulation of transcription by RNA polymerase II. Lineage: Eukaryota; Metazoa; Arthropoda; Arachnida; Ixodida; Argasidae. Gene Ontology annotation, molecular function: DNA-binding transcription factor activity, RNA polymerase II-specific; RNA polymerase II transcription regulatory region sequence-specific DNA binding. The coding region runs from base 1 to 858 and encodes 285 amino acids. Gene Ontology annotation, cellular component: nucleus.
AUGUUCAAUCAUUCCCUGCCAUACCAGUGCAAGGAACACGAACGGUGCCAGUACAGUUCCGCCAAACGCAACAAUGUAGAGCUACACGUUCAGAGAAUGCACCGACCAGAGGAACACUUGUGCUGUGACCAGAAAUUCUCGACUAAGUUCGCCUUGGACGAGCACACGCAGAAAGAGCAUCCGUCAGGCGAGUACAAGUGUACCUAUCCGAGAUGUAAUGUCGUAUGUCCCCGUCGACAUCCGCUGUAUCGCCACGCACAGGUCCACACGGGCAAGAAGCCUCAUCAUCGUACCGAACGCGAAUACAGAUCCAACAGCUACAGCAACCUGCAUCGUCAUGCACUAUCUGUUCCCGGUGCCGCUCUGCCCGAGUCAUCAAGGGGGCGUUGUGAACCGGACAUUCCCUUUAGCUCGACGUCUCAUUUGCCUGACAGGCAUCAUGUAAUGUAUGACGACAGCAGAGGUCUAGACGAAUACGCUCAAUCGGCGGUGGGAGCGGCUAGCAAAAGGUACAGUGAGGCUCAACUCGACGUUCUGGAUUUGAGCUACAAGGCAGCCUCCCAGCGGUACGAUGUCUCGAGCAUGGCGUCCAAUAUUGAAAAUGACGGCGGAAUGCACUUGCUUCCAACUCCGCCGCUUUCCGACAUGACUUCUGAAGAGGCCACGCAGCCUCAAAAAGUAUAUGUCACGUUCUGUCCGGACUGUCUUCAAUGGUUUGAAAAUAAGCGGGAACUUUCGCGUCACAGAGGUGAAAAUCACGAAUUCAGCAAGUUAGAUGCAGCGCUGGCCUUGCUGGAACUCGCUGGAAGCAGCUUAGAGGAUAGCUCUAUAUCUGGUGUCCUUGCCGGUCAUGUUUGA